AGGAAGCGUACAUCAGCUGCAGUCCAGCUUUUAAUAGGGAGAAGGGGGGAAGCAGACUUUUGGAUGUUGCCGGGUGCAAGAAGGAUAAUAUUGCUCUUUCAGUGGGGGGUUUUGCAGGACAAUGCAUUCUUGGAAUCUGAUCCUGGGCCUUCCGAAAUCUGCUCUCUUUCUCUCCCUUCCCGCCCUUCCCUCUUGCUGGUUUAAACAACUUAAUUUCCUUUUGGUGCCAUGGCAACGCAGAAACAACCUCAGAGCACAAUAAGGAUGGCAGUGGCGUUUCGCGGAUUCUUGGGCCAACCAGAACGGAAGGAAGAGAGAUGAUAAGAAAAAUAAUAACCUAGAGAGGGAAAACAAAGCCGAGGACUGUGAUUCUACAGUAUACGGUUGUUUUGAUAGUUCUGUUUGUACUUUUAAUACAGGACAGAAUAAUGGACUGAUGUCUCCAGUCUAAAGAGCCACUCUUAACACGAUCGUCUAGCUCUAUCGGCAGAACGCAAAUGAGGAACCCUUACAAAGGAGCAAAGUUACAUUUUCAAAAGCAGAUGGGAAAGUCAAUAGAUUUGUGAAUAAUGUCCAGUCUAUCUUUGUUAAGUCGUGGGGCUGGAGAAGUGAUCAGAAACAAACAAGAGAAGCUGGAGGUGCAUUUUCACCCUGAGGAUUACUUGAACUGGACAUCUCCUGAAACCCAUUCUCCUAUCAGUCAACUACUAGGUAACAGCCAGGUUCUGGAGGGAUACUAUAAACUAUGUCUUCCUAAGACGUACAGCACCAGAACAGGUGCCCUAAUUCUCUACUCUGAAGAUCUAGCUAAACCAUCAAGGAGAUGGAAAGAAUGUAGAAAGUCCCGAAGAAGAGCAGGAAACAAAAGCCGGGCCCUGCAUGUUGAACUACAGACCCUCCAAGAUUUAGUUCGAGCCAUUUUGGCAUACGGCAGUAAAGAGGCAAAUAAGAAAGGGAUUGCUUGGCAACCAUGUCUUCACUUCUUAAGUGAGCCGUACUUCCGGACUGACAGACAGAUGAGACCAGGCUAUUCAGCCAAGAGGUAUCUCCUUAAACUCUCUCAGACCUGGGACCCGAGCAUAUUGCAAAAGCUUCAGAGUGCAGGAUAUAUUAGAGAUCCAUUGUUGCUUGAGGAAAAUUUACGAGAUGACAGGAAGAAACAACAGGAUCUGUCUGCUGUUCCACCAAAAUAUAAUCUUCUUCAUAUCUUCUAUUCACCAUGCCCAUAUUUACAGACGGAGUUAGAAGAACCACACAUUUAUUCAGGCCUUGGCCCUUCGUUUCAGAAGCAGUCUGAGAAUAAAGUCAGAUUGGUGCAAAACUCUGAAGAAGAAAAAAGCAUCAGAGAAAGAGUUCGAAUUCCUUUAAGAAUUUCCGUCAGAAAACUGAGCCUUCACCUGAGACGGCAGCAAACAAAGGAGACCACCUGGAGCCAGGAUACAGCGUACAGAGAGAUCCCAGAGAAUAUUCUCGUAGCAUUUGUUGAGAAUGACUUGAAUGGAUCCGAGUGUCAGCAGCACUACCAAGAUUGUGCUUUCAUACAAGAGGAAGGGGCAGUGGAGAGAUGA
Messenger RNA from Anolis sagrei ordinatus, 1568 nucleotides. The record is from RefSeq and is a predicted model, not a curated record. NCBI's taxonomy places the organism in Eukaryota, Metazoa, Chordata, Lepidosauria, Squamata, Anolidae.